AUGGAAUGCAACGGAAAAACUACACAUGGCGAAAUAUUUGGACACGGAAUAAUUCUGCUACAACCUGCAUGCAAAUUUUAUACACCAAUGGUUACACUCAUCGCUGAAGACUCGAAAUCGAAAAACAUAAGUCAUCCCAUUGUUACUGUCGACGUGGAAAAUAACUGCAUCGAAGGAACUCCAGAUCUUUAUAAUCCAGGACUCGUACCUAUCCAAAUUAACGAUGUUUCCUUAGACACUCUCAAUACUAUUAAAGACGAGAUCAAACAUCACUCUAAAAUACUAAAUCAAGAUAAAUAUAUCAUUCAAGAACAUCCAUACAAUUUCACUCUAAUGAGUUUAUCACUUGGAUCAGUCCUUCUUAUUUAUACUCUUUACAAGUUUUGCAAUUGUUGCAACCUCUUCAAAUACUUUUACCCAAGAAUAAACUCUCACGAACAAGGAUGCAUUCAAAUAUUUAAUAAUUGCUUCGACCAAUCCCGAAGACGACAACAAAUAGAAAUCCCAAUGUCUACAUACAAUACGACGACGACGACGACGGCUUGCAUCAGCUCGGACGACGAAGAAGAGGACGCCCAACAAACUUCUUCAAAAGUUCACGCCAACAGGCGCAACCUUUAUUUUAAGGGGGAGGUGUUAUGUGGUCCCCACUAUACUAUUAAACUUUCAACUGUUAUUUACCUAAUUAUUAUUUCUUUGCCUUGUAUAAGUUUAACCAUUUGUUUAUGUAGUGAUAAGUUAUAG
This is a messenger RNA of Pieris macdunnoughi, 744 nucleotides long. NCBI's taxonomy places the organism in Eukaryota, Metazoa, Arthropoda, Insecta, Lepidoptera, Pieridae. The record is from the annotation of a GenBank genome assembly.